AUGACUAACAAGGUCUUGACCAGGUGGGAGACAGGUCUCGUUGCUGCGGACAAUCAAAAAUAUGGUUCGGUAGUGCAAUUGACUGCGGCAACCUUGCGCACACAAGUCGGCGCGGUGCUCAGCAUGCAUGCACCUGCUGCUGGCAACACUCAGGAGCCCACAUACCCUUUGGCACAAGACUUCGAGGCUAUCAGUAACACUGGUGAUCUGGAGGCUGUUAUCGAGAGUCAGGGGGGCAAUGUUGUGGGGCUUGAGUUCAACGUUCUACAGAACAGUAUCGCCCAUCCCGUGGAGUUCCCGCUGCACACAAUGGAUGGUGACAUUCAAUUGGCUCAACUCGGGGACAUUGCAGCAACCAUUGCAUAG
Sparassis crispa is the source of this 366-nucleotide messenger RNA. RefSeq lists its product as hypothetical. Lineage: Eukaryota; Fungi; Basidiomycota; Agaricomycetes; Polyporales; Sparassidaceae. Bases 1 to 366 code for a protein of 121 amino acids. The transcript has a single exon. The record is from RefSeq and is a predicted model, not a curated record.